This is a messenger RNA of Aureobasidium pullulans EXF-150, 1053 nucleotides long. RefSeq names its product putative D-mandelate dehydrogenase. The coding region runs from base 1 to 1053 and encodes 350 amino acids. The record is from RefSeq and is a predicted model, not a curated record. Gene Ontology annotation, molecular function: hydroxypyruvate reductase [NAD(P)H] activity; NAD binding; glyoxylate reductase (NADPH) activity. The transcript has 2 exons. Lineage: Eukaryota; Fungi; Ascomycota; Dothideomycetes; Dothideales; Saccotheciaceae. Gene Ontology annotation, cellular component: cytosol.
AUGGCUUCCAAACCUAGCAUUCUUCACCUGGGCGACCCACCUCGCUGGCAUGCAGACCUAUACAGCAAACUUACAACACACUUCAACGUCAUUACACCCACAGCAGCAGAACGUGAACGUCCCGAGUUUCUUAAGGCUUUGAAAGAGAAGCGAUGGGGUAACUUCAUAGCCAUCAUGCGACCUUUCUGGAACACUGGUGGAGAAGGCGGCCGUGUGGACAGAGAAAUGAUUUCGCUCUUCCCGGAAGGUGUAAAGGUGUAUGCAUCUGCUGGCGCAGGCUUCGACUGGGUGGACACCGAUAUCUUGGCCGAGAGAGGAAUUGUAUACUGCAACGGCGCAGCAGCAUCUUCAGACUCAGUAGCUGACUCCGCCCUCUUCCUCAUCAUCUCCACAUUCCGCAACCUCGCUUGGUCUCAGAUGGCCGCUCGUUCAGGAAACCCAGACGAACUUUUCGAUGCACACAAGCACUCUCCAACCACUGCCAUAAACCCAGGUGGCCGUAUCCUCGGCAUCGUGGGUCUUGGAAACAUCGGCUACCGCGUCGCUCAAAAAGCAUACCUCGGCUUGAACAUGAAAAUCGCAUACCACGAUCUUUUCCGCAAGCCCAAAUCAGUAGAAGAGGCAGUCGGUGCAACUUACUACGACACUUUGGAUGAGAUGCUGGGAGCUGCAGACUGCAUCAUCGUCGCAACACCAUUCUCAGGCAAACAACUCUUCACCGCCGAGAAGUUCAAGAAGUUCAAGCGUGGGAGCAGACUCAUCAACAUCGCUCGUGGACCUUUGGUGAAUGAAGCCGAUCUGGUUGAAGCCUUGAAGAGCGGUCAGCUGUCGGCAUGUGGAUUGGACGUAUUUGAGAAUGAGCCUCAUGUCAACAAGGAGUUGUGUGGUCUCAAGCAAGCUACUUUGACGGCACACACUGCUGGCGGCACUAUCGACACACAUAUUGGAUUCGAGGAAUUGUGUUAUAAGAAUACUUUGGGCGCGUUGUUGGAGGGUAAGGCUAUCACACCGGUGAAUCUGCAUUUGAUCAAGGCUGGAAAGAGCAAGUUGUGA